CAAAAAAGAAAAAAAAAAAGAAAAAUCUCGCUCAGCUCAAACAGCCACGAAAUGGCGCCGGCCGUCGCCGUCGUCGCCGCCGCCGCCGCCUUCCCCUUCCGCCUCUUCUCCGCCGAGGCUCGCCGAAACACCAAGGGCUCCCGGAGCAAGCGAGGCUCAGCCAGGCCCCUCAAGCCAUCCCCUCCUCCCCGCCCAUCCGCGUCGUCGUCCGCCGCUGGCGGCGGCGGCGCCACCACCUUCACCAGGCUGCCGCUCCGCAACGCCCCCGCGUCCGUGGAGGUGACGCUGGACCGCUUCCCCACCGCCAAUCCCGAGCCCAGAGCUUCCACUUUUACUCGCCGGAAUGGCGAGCGGUUGGGCGACGACGAGGAGGAUGAGGAGGAGGAGGAGGAUGAGGUGGAGCUCGGACUCCGUGGGGCCACCACGUUUGCUCGGCUCCCUCUGCGGGACUCGCCGGACGGCGGUGACCUCACCAUUGGGCAUUUCGACGCGGGGGUGGCCCCUCAGGAGGGCCUGAGGAGUCGCGCCAUUUCUCGUCAAUUGGUCGAACACCUUGACGACGUAGAGGAGGAGGAGGAGGAGCAGGUUGUCAGCCGCUUGGACAUCUUCGAGGGAGCAAAGGGCAGGGAAGCUCGGGCUUUCUUACCCGACGAGGACGACGAGGACGACGACGUCGUGGUGUUCGACCCAGAGUACGACGGCUACAGCGACGACGAGGAGUUCGUCGCUACUGCUGUCGAGCAGAGUCCACGAGGCGACGCCAUCGCAGUUGCGGAGCUUGAAAAGCUCAAAUACGACAAUGACGACGACGACGACGACGACGACGAGGUUGUCGUGUUCCACCCAGACGACGACGAGGAAGUCGACGUGUUCGAGGACUACGACGACGACGAGGAGGAGGAGACGAAGGAGAAGGGUGUCCCCGCCGUGAUGCGGUGCUUCGACACGGCGAAGAUAUACGCCAAGGCCGGCGACGGCGGGAACGGCGUGGUGGCAUUCCGGCGAGAGAAGUACGUGCCGCUGGGAGGGCCCUCGGGCGGCGACGGCGGCCGCGGCGGGAACGUGUUCGUGGAGGUGGACGGCGACAUGAACUCGCUGCUGCCGUUCCGCAAGUCGGUGCACUUCCGCGCCGGCCGCGGCGCGCACGGCCAGGGCAGGCAGCAGGCCGGAGCCAAGGGCGACGACGUCGUCGUGAAGGUGCCGCCGGGGACGGUGGUGCGGUCCGCCGCCGGCGACGUGGAGCUGCUCGAGCUGAUGAGGCCCGGGCAGCGCGCGCUGCUUCUCCCCGGCGGCCGCGGCGGCCGCGGCAAUGCCGCAUUCAAGUCCGGCACAAAUAAGGCGCCAAGGAUUGCAGAGAAAGGGGAGAAAGGUCCAGAAAUGUGGAUAGAUUUGGAGCUGAAGCUGGUUGCUGAUGUGGGGAUUGUAGGCGCCCCAAAUGCUGGAAAGAGCACCCUUCUGACUGCUAUUAGUGCAGCAAAGCCAACUAUAGCCAAUUACCCUUUUACGACAUUAUUACCAAAUCUUGGAGUGGUCUCAUUGGAUUUUGAUGCUACAAUGGUAGUCGCAGACCUUCCUGGAUUGCUGGAAGGUGCUCACCGUGGAUAUGGCUUGGGGCAUGAGUUUUUAAGGCAUAGUGAGAGAUGUUCAGUGUUGGUUCAUGUUGUCGACGGCUCAGGAGAACAACCUGAAUAUGAGUUUGAGGCUGUUCGUUUAGAACUGGAGCUAUUUAGCCCAUCAUUGGUUGACAAACCUUAUAUAGUGGUGUACAAUAAGAUGGAUCUUCCAGAGGCAUCGGAAAGAUGGAAUAAGUUUCAGGAGAAGCUACAGGCUGAAGGAAUUGAGCCCUAUUGCAUCAGUGCAAUGAAUAGGCAAGGAACAGAGGAUGUUGUUCUUGCUGCAUACAAGGUUCUACAGAAAGAUAGGCAAAGAAUGAAAGAUGACGAAGAAUGGAAUGGCCCUGAAAAUCUGAAUCAUGUGGCUGAUGCAAUAAAAAGGGAAAGGAGAGCUCCCAUGAACGAAUUUGAGAUUUUUCAUGAUAAGGGCACGAAUACAUGGAACGUUGUUGGAGCUGGAAUUGAACGUUUUGUUCAGAUGACUAAUUGGCAGUAUUCAGAAUCCUUGAAACGAUUUCAGCAUGCUUUAGAGGCAUGUGGUGUCAACAAAACUCUAAUCAAACGUGGAGUUAAAGAGGGAGACACGGUAGUUGUUGGUGAGAUGGAAAUGGUUUGGACAGAUGAGCCUAGUAAGACCAGGUCAUCAAAGACAAUGAACUCAAAAGAUGACUCUGUCAGAUGGCCUGAAUUUGGCUAGAUCAAGGCUCAAGCAAUGGUUCUGUGUCGCAGCAGAGGCGAUUUUCACUGAAAUGUUUGCACAUGCUUACAAUAAAAUGCUGCACUAUGACAACAAAAAAACUACUAGUCAUCACAACAGCUAGUUACACCCAGCCCAAAUAAAAGGAAUACUAUUUUGUGUUACCUUCAGAAUAGUGAUGUAUCACACAGCUUCGCCUACAUGCUUUGAAAGUUGGAUUAUGCAGGAGUGCUAUGUACUACCUUUUGUGAUAGUAGAUAUUUGUAGAUGAGAUUUAGGUAUUCUAAAAUGAUGUACGAAAUAGUUUCUUCAGCAAGAUUGUAUAAAUGUUCACAUUGAUUAUUAAUGGCUUAUACGACCGAAGAAAGACAAUUGCCGUUGCA
This is a messenger RNA of Oryza sativa Japonica Group (Japanese rice), 2693 nucleotides long. NCBI's taxonomy places the organism in Eukaryota, Viridiplantae, Streptophyta, Magnoliopsida, Poales, Poaceae. The record is from RefSeq and is a predicted model, not a curated record.